CUCAAGUACCUUCCCCUUACACUAUCGUUAUUGGGUCAGGCAAAGGCCAAUAACGGCGGCGCCCUGUGGACACUAUAAGUGAUCUCUGGCCUGUGAUGACAACGAUAAUUUAGUCGUGUACAAAUUCGUCGCAUGGUUCCGGUUUGGCAAGUUAGCAAUGGCGAAGAGCUUAUUGGCUGUGACAUUAACUUGUCCAAAGCUCAAUAAUAACAACGUCAAUAAAGUCAUAUUGCCAAUAGAACACACCCAGACGAUACACAGCGUAUAUCUAGUAGUGCACAACAAGGAUGUUCCGUGCGAUUAUUCAGCAAGGUGCUCGACUGCUAUCGAAGCUGAUGGGUUCCAAGUCUCCAAGGAGAUGACAUUGGCAGACCUAAAGGCUGUGGCCGACAUGCGGGCAGUGGCAUUUCAUUGUGCAAUGGAGCCUGGAAAAAUUCCUUCGACCUAUGAGUCUGGAAAACACCCUGCAGCUGCUGUUGUAAAUGCCUUUCAAAUCCUCAUGGAUGGUGAAAAGGUCAAGAUUAAAAUAAAAUCUACCUGUCACAACAGAAAGGAUGAGCUGUACAAUGAUGUCGUCAAGCUCAUGGUGCAGAGAAAUCUAAAAAUGCACAAAAGCAGUGUUGCAGACGAAGGAGAAUACAUAGUUCAGGUGAUCACCAAUGCCCUUUGGUGUCUGACAAAUCACCAUCUCACCAUAAAUGACGCGGCCAAAACAUAUAGAGACGCCAUACCAGUGCCAGAAAUGUUUGCGCAAUUCCAAGGCUUUAAUGAUUUAAAAGGAAAAAAACUGAAAAGUCAACCACUUCAGCAAGCAGAGUGUGACAGUCAUGCAAAUGCUUUAGUGAAUAUUAUUACAAAACCAAUAUUUCACAGCGAUGUACAUUGGCAGCAGUUCAAGGAAGAGGUUGAGUGUCUGGCAAAGUGUCUUGUUCACUAUAAAAUGUAUUUAGAAAACAUACUAAAAGUCAAACACACAGACACGAUCAGCUAAACC
Messenger RNA from Mya arenaria, 994 nucleotides. RefSeq lists its product as uncharacterized. The coding region runs from base 158 to 991 and encodes 277 amino acids. The record is from RefSeq and is a predicted model, not a curated record. Lineage: Eukaryota; Metazoa; Mollusca; Bivalvia; Myida; Myidae. The transcript has 5 exons.